AUGAGCGGUCAAGCAGCCAGUUACUAUAACGAAAACGAACGCUUUGGCGGAGGCCAGCCUCCACCUCCGCCGCCGCAGCAGCAACCAUUCUACAAUAACAACGGCAAUAAUGGCAACUAUCAAUACGCCGACCCCAAUUAUCAAAGGGGUCCGGAGCCCAAGCAGCCUCAAGAACCCCCGCCGACUUAUAAUCAGGCCGUCUAUGGUUUUGACGAUGCUUUCAAGAUUGAGAAACCCAAGUUUAACGAUAUCUGGGCCGGUCUUCUGCUUAUCGCGGUGUUCCUGGGAUAUGUUGCAGUAUCGGGAAUAGCGAUCCACCGAUAUGCGAAAUACAAAGGUUUCAAUGGCGGCGGCAUCUAUGACUCAUCCAACACCUUCUCUCUUGACACUAAUACGCUGGUGCUGUUUAUAUUUGUACUCUGCGUGGCACUGGCCUUCUCGUGGGCCUACUUCCUCGGAGCUCGCUAUUUCCCCAAGUUUUUCAUCUGGGCUACAGGGAUUUUGAACAUCGUAUCCGCUUUGGCCACGGCGAUUUAUUAUCUGGCGAAGAAGCAAUAUGGUGGAGGUAUUGUGUUCCUCAUCUUUGGCGUCUUUGCCAUCAUUUGCUUCAUCAGUUGGAUUCCGCGCAUUCCAUUCACGGCAUUCAUGUUGGAGACCUCCAUCGAUGUUUCCAGAAAGCACGGACACAUGUUCCUCGUCAGUGCGAUCGGAGGCAUCGUCGCCGUGGCUUUUGGAGCUUGGUUCUCUGUGACCCUGGUCUCGAUCUAUGUCGCCUACGAGCCCAACAGCGGCGGGGUUAAUCCGGCAUGUCGUGACGGUGGGGGCUGCAGUACAGGCCGAGUGAUAGGUCUGGUCGUCUACGUGACAUUCGCCAUGUAUUGGUUCAGCGAAUGGCUGAAGAACACCGUCCACACAACUAUCGCUGGAGUCUACGGCACGUGGUACUUCUGGAGCAACUCGCCAAACGGCAUGCCGAAGGGAGCCACUCGUGGCGCCUUCAAGCGCGCCACAACCUACUCGUUCGGCAGCAUCAGUUUCGGCAGCUUGAUCAUCGCCCUCAUCAAUAUGCUUCGGCAGGCGUGCUCAGUCGCACAACGCCACGAGGCGGCAGAAGGGAACUUACUGGGUAGCAUCGCCUUCUGGAUUCUUGGGUGCUUCAUCUCCAUGCUGGAUUGGCUAGUCACCUUUUUCAACCGUUACGCCUUCUGCCACAUUGCCCUGUACGGCAAGCCAUACAUUGAGUCUGCGAAAGAUACAUGGACCAUGAUGAAAGACCGGGGCGUUGACGCGCUCGUGAACGACUGUCUCAUGGGACCCGUCUUAACCAUGGGCUCGGUCUUUGUGUCAUAUAUAUGUGCCUUGCUGUCGUAUCUGUACCUUCAGUAUACCCACCCCGCCUACAACAGCGGUGGGGAAUUCACACCCGUGAUUAUGGCAUUCUCUUUCGUGAUCGGCCUGCAGGUCUGCCAGAUCUUUAUGACACCAGUGGGCAGUGGUAUCGAGACAAUCUUCGCAGCCAUGGCGUGGGAUCCGCAGGUGAUGAUCCAGAGCCACCCGGACCUAUGGUAUCGCCUGGUCAACCUUUACCCUAAGGUUCAAGAGGCGGUUCACGUAUAA
This is a messenger RNA of Aspergillus oryzae RIB40, 1617 nucleotides long. RefSeq names its product choline transporter-like family protein. Gene Ontology annotation, molecular function: transmembrane transporter activity. Bases 1 to 1617 code for a protein of 538 amino acids. The transcript has 2 exons. Gene Ontology annotation, biological process: transmembrane transport. The record is from RefSeq and is a predicted model, not a curated record. NCBI's taxonomy places the organism in Eukaryota, Fungi, Ascomycota, Eurotiomycetes, Eurotiales, Aspergillaceae. Gene Ontology annotation, cellular component: plasma membrane.